GCCGCUGGCCGUCCGCCCCGCCGCCUUCUGGGAGAGGAUGCUCCGGCUGGGCUGCGGACUAAGGCCGCUCGGGUUGGGACGUGGUGCUCCGGCCUCCGCUCGGUUAUCUGCAGGUGCUGAGAUGCCGAAAAAGGCUGGUGCGACGAACAAAGGGAAAAGCCAGAGCAAGGAGCCAGAGAGACCACUUCCUCCCUUAGGUCCUGUUGCAGUUGAUUCUAAAGGUUGUGUCACCAUAGCCAUCCAUGCCAAACCUGGUUCUAAGCAAAAUGCUAUAACAGAUUUGACAGCUGAAGCUGUAAGUGUAGCUAUUGCAGCACCUCCAUCGGAAGGAGAGGCAAACGCUGAACUCUGUCGGUAUCUUUCCAAGGUCUUAGAACUCAGGAAGAGUGAUGUGAUUUUGGAUAAGGGUGGUAAAUCUCGUGAAAAAGUGGUGAAACUUUUGGCCUCCACAACUCCAGAAGAGAUCUUGGAGAAAUUAGAAAAGCAAGUUGAACAAAAAUAAAAGAACCAAGGCCAAGGAAAGCCAGGUGGCUUGUCCAAGCCCACAGAAGACAUUAAUGGCAGCAUGGGUUAUGUUCAGCUGCCUUCUCUAAACCGUUAUACUGUACUACCUCCAGAUGUGCUCCUCUUUGACACGGUCUUGGCUUCAGAACUUUUUCUACUCUUUUCAACACUGUUCCACUGUGUGCUCUAAAGGCAUUGUACUGUGGUUUUUACAUGGAUUGCUGUUUGUUAGGAUACUUUCCUUCACAAGUCACAGAAACCCAACUCCAUGUUGCUUAAACAAUAAACGGAUUUGUCACCUCACAGACCUGGAAAGUCCCGACGCAGGGUUUCCUUCAGGGUUAUUUUGAAUCAACAGUUCAGUGAUGUCAUUAAGAACUCUCUUUUCUUCCCCAACUCUCUUCAGCAGUGCCACCUCCAUCCUCAGGCCCACUUCCUUCAUGGAGGCAAAAAGACAGGAGAUCCAUAUAUCACCCCCCCACCCCGCCCCAGUAGGAAGAAAGUCCACUCAGAAGAGCUGUGAAAAUUCUUUUCCAGCUUCUCCUGUGUCUCAGCCCAAAUUUGGCCAUGCAGUUUCUAAACCAGGCGCUGUUAGGGAAUGCCGUCCUAUAGCACAGGUUACUUACAGUGGCUAGAGAAAAGAGGAGAAUUACCCUCAUUUUUUCA
Molecule: messenger RNA, 1170 nt
Organism: Rhinolophus ferrumequinum (greater horseshoe bat)
Lineage: Eukaryota; Metazoa; Chordata; Mammalia; Chiroptera; Rhinolophidae
Gene: C28H15orf40
Product: chromosome 28 C15orf40 homolog
Exons: 5
Coding region: 38-502 (154 amino acids)
Cellular component (GO): cytoplasm
Source: RefSeq, a predicted model, not a curated record